Trichobilharzia regenti is the source of this 2238-nucleotide messenger RNA. The record is from the annotation of a GenBank genome assembly. NCBI's taxonomy places the organism in Eukaryota, Metazoa, Platyhelminthes, Trematoda, Strigeidida, Schistosomatidae.
UGUUAAUCUAGGGAUCGUGCACAAACGAACGUAACAUGAACGCGCGCCAGAUAGCGUGGGUGCUUGACCGGAAGCUUUCAGAUAAACAAAUCGACUUAAUCAGUGACGGUCAGCAUCCAGUGUUCAGUGGUGAAUGAGGUGGCCAUUAAUUCUGGGUAAUCACCUACCACUACACUAGAAUAUAACCAUGAGACUCAUGACAUAAUAUCCUGCCAACAAUUCUCGCUGUUGGUGGAAAAGUCAGAAUGAUUCACACUAACUGUUGAUAGUAAUAUUGGAUUUUGAAUGAAGAUUGAAAUUUUGAAAGCACCUUUUUUCCACCCCGCGUAUAUUAACUAGCCACAGCUUUCGAAAGGGUUUACCGCGUUAGUUGGAGAGCUUAGAGACGCAGGUUUGAGGGUAAUUAUUUAGUUAAAGACAAAGUCAUUUACUGCUUUCAAGAGUUACAGGCAAUUCAUUUUCUGUCAAGUAAUAAUUCAUGGCAUCAGAAAGCAAAGAUGACAGAGGAUAUGUACCCAAAGAUAAGUAUCGAUUGGUGUAUAUUGUCCUGUUUAUGUGUGGUUUGGGUGGGCUCCUCCCUUGGAACUUCUUUAUAAAUGCUCAAAGGUAUUUUGACUACAAAAUGAGGAACAAAUCCCUUCCUAACACUGCAGACUACUCAAACCCUAAUAUUAUGACGCCCUCUCAAGUGUUAUUUGGAAGUUUUAUCGCAGUUUGUUCAUUGGUACCGUUUGCACUAAUGUCGGUCGCUAACUUGUUUUUGAUGAAAUGGUUUAAAUCAAAUCUUCGGUUCAUUGUUGGGAGUGUAGUAGUAUUUCUUGUAUUUCUCGCUACCGUAAUUAUUGUCCCUAUAGACGUUAGUGCCGACGCAUUUUUGGGACUAACAUUGUUUUCGGUUGUGUUGCUUAAUUGUGGUAGUGCUCUUGUACAAAGUAGUGUAUUCAGUACUGCUGCAGUUCUUCCUUCCGAAAGCAUGAAAGCUGUAUUAGAAGGGCAGGCUGUUUCAGGAGUUCUUGCAUCUGUGGCUAGUAUCAUAUCUAUUGCAGCGGCGUCUACACCUACCGCUAGUGGAAUGGCUUACUUCUUAAUCGCCUUAAUCUUUAUUGCCGUUUCAACUGUGUUAUUUUUGAUGCUUCCUAAAAAUAGCUACUUCAGAUAUUAUUGGAAAGGAAGGGCUUCAGCUAACCCUAAUGAAGGUGAACCGUCAAUACAAAGACAACAUAGUGAAUCUUUAGAACCAAUUGUCGACAGGCAACCAAUCGGUGUUUUAGCAUCAAUGAGAGAAACAAUUCUGCCUGGAUUCUGUGUUUUACUUACACUGCUAGUCACUUUAUCAAUCUUUCCAGCAGUUGCUUCAAGGAUUAGACCAAUGAAUGUUAUUCCUGGAGACAAAUGGACAAAUAUUUACUUUGUACCAGUACUGAUAUUUUUGUCGUAUAAUAUUUGUGAUUGGUGUGGAAGAACUCUAGGCGGUUUCGUCAAAUGGCCUAGGAGAAAUCAAAUGCGAUUAGUUUUGGCAUUGUGUAUUUUACGUUUCAUUCUUAUUCCAUUCUGUAUGUUUUGUAAUGCUCAACCGAGAUACCACUUACCAGUUCUAUUCAAACAUGAUGUAUUUCCAGCACUGAUGGUGAUUAUUUUAGGCCUAACUAACGGUUACCUUAUGACUAUUGCAAUGAUGCAUGGACCAACUUUUGCAUCUCCUGGAAAUCAUGAAUCUGCUGGUGCAGCGCUGUGCAUAUAUCUUGCUCUUGGAUUGUCCUCCGGUGUGGCUUUAUCAGUUGGAUUUGUUAAAGCUGUAUAAUUCUCUCUAUUUUAUGUAUUUUAUUAUAGAGUAUAUGCUUAUACACACAUAAACACACACACACACACAUCCGAAGAUAUUGUAAUACAACAGCUUUUUUGUUUGUCUGUUUGUUUGUUCAUAAAAAUAAUUUCUGAAAAAAUUUUCUUUUUUUGUGUGUGUGUGUAUUAUCCCUGGAACAAACACGGGCUUGAUAAACGCCCAUUGCAGUACUAGUUGAAACUGCAUGUUCAGAUUAUUUUCAAAAUAAGACGGUGUAUUUUGUUUUAUUCUCUCUCUAUGUGUGUAUAACCUUCUUUCCAGCAAUCAUUAAACUGUAAUAAAAGUGUUGUAAUAUUGUCAACCACUGAACAAUUUUUUUUUCGUUUGUAUGUGCAGUAAGUAAAGCAAGUUUAAGAAUCCUUAGACGACAUAAAUAAAUACAAAUUGUAUAAUUA